CCAGUGAAGCGUCGAGUGUGCAGCAAGCCAGCCGUCCGCCAGCCACUCAGUCGUACGCGUUGCUGCUGUUGCUGUAGGUGGUGUGUGGAAGGAUGUGAAGCAGCCACUCCGAAAGGCUCGGUUUGGAAAGAGUCACUCGAGGCUACAGUGAAAAACGAGUGCGAUAUGGUAGUACUGGUUUAGUGGUGGUGGGGAUGGUUUGGAUAACCUUUAAGUGAUGCCAAACAAGGGGGAAAUAUUGAAUAAGUCGUACUGAAAACCUUUCGACCGGAAAGAAGGUUUUCGUCUCAUGGUAUGGAAGGAAUGAUUAAUUAAGAAUUCCUUAUUACAUUGAAUUCAGGGUUUCAUGCCUGCAGUUAUUUAGACUGGCUGCGUUUCAACGAAAGGACUUGAAAUGUGUGAAAUUUGAAUGCUACAGUUUUCUGAAUUGCACGUGAGCUGUUCACCAAAUCAUUCCAUAGACUUGUGAACAUUGACGACUAAAGCUCCAGAUGCAGCAGAAAACUCAAACGAUGUGCAACGAGAAAGAAUGACUUUCAAGUGAACGCCGCUCGUCGACUCUUUGAACGUCCGUACGACCUCUGGAUCUUGGAUUUCGAGAGGAUCCAGUUGCAAAGCGAGCAGUCUUUUUCUUUCCUCCUGGAAGAAAUCGAGAUAGAUCUCUCCUGGAUUUUUUCGACCCCGAGGGCUUCCGUGAACUCCUGCGCUCUUCUUACAGUAGAUAGCACUGUAAAAAUCAACAGCAGCAGCUCUUGACAACGGAUCCUCCUCUACUCUACAAGUCAGCCGCUCGCCUUCUUGAAACAGCAGUGACCCGAAGGGAGCCGGAGGGAGCCACUGACGUUCUCUCUACUUACUCUAUUUCUCAAACCCUGUAGUGUUUUGCUAUCUGUCUGUCAGUUAUUUUGAUAUUUCAAUUAAUCAGCUUUAUUUUGUUGACCUCGUCUGUUUUUCCAUCUUUUAUUAUCACCCUAGUACAUCAAGAUCUCUCCUUCUCUCACAUUCCAUCCCACAGCCUUUUCUAAAAAGACACUUGAUGUAAUCCUAUAUUUGUAUAUACAUCUUCCCGGUCCUUUAUCUAAACCUGCGUGUCAUUCAGAACAUACACAGCCCCUCGCUUCUCAUCCUGCUUAAUCCUCUUUAUCCCUUCUGACAUGCCCCUCUUCUCUCCUCAUCUCUCAUAUCCCAUGUAGGAAUCUUUUCUCAGACUUUUUCUUCCUUUGCAUCUGGCCCAUUCCCUCCCUCCCUCACUCCUUCCCUCCCUCCCUCCCUCCCUGUGUCUUAGAGGCAUCGGGGUCUUCUUUCUCUCGGAGUCUCCCCACAAAUUGUCAUCAUUCUCUCUCUCGUGAUUCCCGUUUCUUUCUCCCACAACGUUCGCCCCUCCGCCGCGAUGAGUGGUGGUGGCAUAACAGCAGCAGGGCUAAUAGUGUUGCUGCUUGCUUUAAUUGGAUUAGGAGUUGGAUUGUAUUACGCAUACAUAUGCUUACGUGCUCGCCCCGUCCGUCCUCGGCAGCACACUGAUUGCGAAGAUGGUCCCCUCAUAGCAUUAGACCCUGAUGUCAAUGGAAAUCACGAAGAUGUUCCUGUGGAAGCCUCAGCCCCAGUUGAUGAUGAAUCAGAUGCUAAGUGUAAACUUAUUCCAGAUGGUAAUGAUAAAAAUAAGGUUGAAUCUAAUGGUCCAGUAGAUGGAAUACCCAAUGGACCAACUAAAGAAAAGGAUGCUGUACUGGUUCCCAUUGAGGAAAAACCAGAACCUGUCAAGCUGAUAGUAGAAGAUGAAAUUGCCCCAGUUCUUAACAUGGCUCCUGCUGGAUUUGUAGUUCCUGUGAAGGAAGUAGCUCAUGAUGGAACUCCAAUUCAUCAUCAAACACCAAAGAAAGUGGAAUUUGCUAAGCAGGAAAAGGCUGAACCAGAAGUUCACCAUCCCAUACAUUCUCCAGUGCCAAUUUUUGUCCCAGUACCUUCUGUUGUAGGCAAGAAACCCGUGACAGAUAGUGAUGAGGAAGAUGGGUUGCUAUUGCAGAAAUGUUCUCCUCAUGAUGAUAGUUUAGAAAGAGACAUGGGUUCUGAACCUCCAGCUGUACCUUCUAGAGAAAAUGCUGUACAGAAAGUGCCUGCAUCAGCACCACCAGCAGACAGUGAGUCAGUUUCUAGUUCAGUAAACUUGACUCCUGAGGAGAACGUACAUGAUAAACCUGAGAUUAAAGAAACCAUUGAUGAAAAUAUUACUAGUGAAGUAGUUCCAGAACUUGAAACUCCAUUACCUCCCACAAAAGAACCAGAAAUUGUGCCUCCUGCUGAAGUUGAUAGAGAAACUCUACAAGAUACUUCACCAGUGCUAAUGAAAGAGGGAGAAACUGUACAAGAGACUUCACCAGUGCUAAUGAAAGAGGAGAUAGAGAACUUGUCUGAUGUUCCACAGUCUGUCCGUGAAGUUUGUGACUCCCCAGAACCAGUGAAAAAGCCACCAGUCAGUGAUGUAUCAAAUCCUUCUGCAGCAGCAGCGGAACAAGUGUUAAUAGAAUCUGACUUGAGAAAAGUUAAUGACCAUUUAAUAGAGAAACCAGAAGGAGUAUUACAAGAGCCUGUGUCUGAUACAGUAGUUCAGCUUCAAGAUGGAAAGUUCCCAGCGGAAGAACCAAAAAGUGUAGUUGUGUCUGAAAGUGAUAGUUCUCCAGAAAAUUUUGUUGAAGAAUCGGAAAUAAGUGCAGUUACUCAAGACAUUGUCACAGAACCAGAGAUAACCACUACUUUACCAGAAAUUAUCAAGGAACCAACUUUAAUUAACCCAGAAAUUUCAUCUGAGGAACCAGAGUCAAAAGAAUAUCCUGAUAUUGUUUACUUGAAAACCAGUGUACCUUAUGAAGAUGAUAAAGAAUCUGAAGUAAGCAAUGACAUUUCUUCCAAGGAUCAGCCCUCUUUUCCAAAUUUAAAGGAUGAAGGUAAAAGUCUAGAAGAAAUGGCUGCAGAUGAAGGUGAAAAUCUAGAGGAAAAGGCUGCAGAAAAAUGUGAAAAUGAAGGGGAAAAAACUGCAGAAGAAUGUGAAAAUGGAGAGGAGAAGACUGCAGAAGAACAUACAUGUGUACAGGAAAAGGCUGCCGUAGUCGAACCAGCCACCGAUAACUUAACCCAUUCCAGAUCUCCAGUUGUGCCUGAGGUGUCCAAGGAAGAAAACAAUGAAAUGCCAGAAAUCACUAUCACUCCAGUAUCUGCCACAGAACACAUUCCUGCAUCAUUACAAUCAGAGGAUAAAAUGGAACCCAAAAUCGAUGAACCUGUAGAACUGCCAGUUACUUCUGAAAUAACACUUGAUGUACCUCUUGAAGCAGAAGCCUAUUACAGUGAUUCAGUGGAUGAAGAAAAUACAUUAGAAAUAAUAAAAGAAGAAGGCAGUAUAGACACAGAGUUGGAAAGCAACAGUGAUACAGAAACUAGUGAGCCUGAAGUUACUCAGUACACAUUUGCAUGUGGGCCUCUAGUUCCUUCAACAAAGACAAUUCUUGCAGAUGAGCUAAGUAGUACCUUAGAACCCCAGGUUACUAAGAUCUCAGUUCUUUCUGAUGAUUUGAAUCUUGGACUAGAAAGACAAGAUGAAAGAAUUGAUCAAGUCAGUCGAACUAAAGUUUUAGAAGAAGAGCAGGAUUUAGUAACUGCAGAAAAAUCUUUCCAUACAGAUAAGGAAGACAGUGACUCUGAAGAUUCCGAUACGGAGACUGAAGACUAUACAUCAGAGCUUGAUAAAAGACUUAUUGACAAAGCAGCCAGUGAGGGACAAGCUGAUGAGGGAACUAAUGUCGGGCAGUUACCAGUUCUGGGAAAAACAAACAAAGAAGAUGAAAGUUCUGGAACUGAAACAAAUGAAGAAUCAGAAUCUGAUCAAGAAUCAGUAAAGGUUUCAACAGUUCAGGAUCAACCAAUUACAUCUUUCCAGUCACAUGGAAACAAUGCAAGUGCAGAGGAUAAAAAAGUACCAGAGUCUGAAAAAGUAGCGACAAAAGAGGCUGAGAAGGAAGCAUCUCCAUCCUCCCAAGGAGAGCAGAAUAUUUCCUCAAGCUCGAUGGAUGUUCCACUAACCUUGGGUCCAGGAGAAAAUGAAACUAAAGUGCCUGAAAGCAGUAAAGAUCUUACUGACAUUUGCAAAGAAAUACCUCGGGUAACAGUUGUAAACGUUCAAGAUGUACCCAGUUCUUCAUUGUCAAAUGUUUCAUCUUUGUCAUCAUCAUCCACCUCUGACUUAUCAGAUGACGAAACGACCUUACCUAAUUCUCAAAAGUCUAAAAUUCCUAGAUUAGUUGAGCGCCAUGGCUCUUGAGUAUCUUCAGGUUCAUUUGAUAAACAAACGGACUGUGUGUUCAUAUUGUGAUAAGAAAUUACAGGCUGUGGUACAAUCCAUAUGGAUACAUAUGAUUGCUCAUUUCUUGGAAUUUUAGACAAUUUGGCUAUGUCAUGCUGGCUAAUGUAUACAUUACUGUUUUACAUUGGAGGCUUUAAAUUUUUUCUCAGUUAAGGAAGGUUGAUGUGACAAAUGAAAAAUGCUUCAAACAAUUAGUGGAUCCAUUUCAUUAAUUUUGAAUGGUAGAACAUUUUAAUGCUAUUCAGUAUGGUAUACAAAAUGCCAUAAAAUAUAAUGCUCUAGUUCUUGAUAAUGUACUAUUACUGUGAACCAGCCUUGAGGUGUGCCAAAUAGGGUUUGCGGCUUAGUCACUGAUAAGUCAAGUAGAUCAUCUGGUUGAAAUCCAUCUAUGCAGAAAAGUGACAGGUGUGUGAUUUGCCAUUUAAUCAAGUCAUCACGUUGUAGUGUUGGCUGUUUUGAAUGAAUUAUGCAACUGUCCAUAAACUGUAGCAUAGCUGUGUUAUGGAAGGUUCUAAUGGUUCAUGAUGGUUUUCCAUUGACCUUUCUCUUGCUAAUAUGGUGACUAAAUGCUUAGUUUAUGUAUGGUGAAGUAACACAGUACUACAUAAUAUCUAUUAUACUAUAUUGCUUGUCUUAAGGGUUUGUUAGAUGCAAAAUUUAGAACCAGAAAUAUAGUGUGUUCAUCACACCUUUUUAACAUAGAUAAUAAUUUUAUUUCUGAAAUCAUAGAUAUAAAAGAUUUUGACAAACUGCCGUCUGUGGUCGUGCAAGAUAAUUGAAUAACUUUGCUAUGCUUUUCUAAGUCAGCAGUACAGUUCUUUAAUACCUAUUUUUAUACUGUAUUUUUGUAGCAACCACUGUAUUCUGCACAGUGCUUUAAGAUUUACAAGAUCUAUAGUACAACCAGUGUGCUCUGCAGUUUAAAGUACAGUAACAGGUACUUUUUCUUCCCUGAGACAACCUGCCCCUUUUUCCUACAACAGCAAUUCGAGUGGCCUUUAAUCCACUUCCCGAGGAUUCAUCCCUAAAGUGAACAAAUUUCUUAAAGCUUACCACAUGGCCUUUAUCAUUCAUUAAAGCCGUUUUGCCAUCACUAGAUAACCCUGUAGAAUUUAUUUCAGGGAAUAGUAAGAUGAUACAUAUUUGUACCAAAUAAUAAUAUUUACAUCAAAAUAUUUGAUCAAAUAAUUUUAAACUUGUGUUAAUAAAAAUCUUUAAAUUUAUUUAAGGUUUUGGAUGAUAUUUUUUCAAAUGGUACUGUAUUUAUAAAUUUGUUGCAAAAGCAUGCAUGGGGAAUGUGGCCUAAUAUUGGUGUCAGAAGUUGGGGAUACCUUAGGUCGUGAAUCAUGCUUUCAUAUUUUUACAGUAAUUUUCAAUGCUGAUUUUUCAUAGUAAUGGGUGAAAAUAGCAACACUUACUUCUUGUAAAAAUUAUCUCAAGCCAAUGAAGUUAGAUUUUGGCAUUUACCUAUUUGUCAGUCAUACAAAGGUCUCUUGUCCAAUUUGUUUUAUUUAUUCAGCCCUGUAUAUUUCUUUCAUUCUUAGGCUUUAAAAUUAGUUGGUUCAUGUAUAGAAUAUGUAAGGUAUUUUAUGGUGGUUUGAGCUUGUCGCUCUUGAAGUGGAGCUGUACAAAGUUGUACCAAGCUUUAUUUUAUUCUAUUCUGCAUUGAAUAUAAUGGUGUAAAUGUGUGACUAAAAUGUAUAAUUUAUUAUGGAGAUGUUUCAUUUGCUACAUUGGAUAUUUUUUAAAUAUUAUAAGUUUUGUACUAUAAAAAGAUUUGACACCAAAUGAGUUAUUAGAUGGUAUUGAAGUGAAAAUGAGAAAUUCGUUAUGGACAUGUUGUUGAUGUCUUGUUGACAUGUUAAAUAACUGUUAGAAGGUUUUAUAUAUAAUUAAGAUAAAAGACAUUUGUUUACUAGUAACUGCAAUAGUUAAUUUGAAGCAUAUUAUCUGUGCUAAAUUAUGUGUGAUUGUUGCUGUGUUUUGACAAAAUUCUCAUUGCCAUACUCAAGUUUACAAAUUAAUGAGAACUGGGUACAAAGAGUUGAGUGAAAGCUUUGAUUUUAACUGGAGAAAAAUUUUAAGUGCAGAGUAGCAACGUUUUUAAUACUAGGUUUACUGUAUUUUGAGUACCAAGCAUGACUCAAGUAUUUUGAUCACUAUUCAUACUUCUGUACAAGAACUUGUUCCUUAUACAACUAGAAAAGUAUUCACAUUUGGUUGUGGUUGUAGAUUAAAAAGGCUUCUAUAAAUAUUGUAAGGAUGCUCAGGCUUAGCAAGGCUUGGCUUAGGUGAACAAUCCCGGUGAGAGUUACAUUGAAUCCUUGAUCCAAAGGAAAUGAAUCACUGUAUACGGAGUAAUCAGCGUAUACUGUACGUAUAGCCUAUUUUCUUUCUAGGAAUUCAGUAUCUGCUAUUUAGCAAUGGAACAUUUUCAUUUUUAUAUUAUGCUGAAUGCCUGUGUUGUGUAAUAUCAGAUAACUGCAAUUUCACAAUUGUAAAUCAUUGUUGUUAAAUUGAUGAUUUAAUUUUUCACUGAGCUGCUUGUAAUAGUUUUGUUUUCAAUUAUAUGUAGUUCUAGACAGUUUUUUUCUAUUAAAAUUCAAGUCAAGCAUAGUUGUUAUGCCUUACAUUCUUUUGUCAAAACAAAUGCUGUGCAGUACAUAAUGAAUAUUAUCAGCUUUUAAGCUUGUAUUGCAAAGUUGGCUUAGCCUUUACAAUACAUGAAUUUUUUUAUAUAUACUAGAAUAGAGUUACAGUUACUUUACCACCUGCCCAGCAGUUUCUUCAGAGACCUUACUGAAAGCAGUUAAAAGCUGAAUUAUUUUAUUACCACAAGCCUUAUAAUUUUUUUUUACCAGUUACGCUACUCCCAUAGUUCUUUCAGAAUAGGUUCCUUUGGAUUGAAAAGGAGAAGUGUUACUUAAUACUUGUCAUAAAGGUCAAUGACCUUGUUUAACUCCUACAUACAAUGGUGGUCUCAUGUACAUGAGUUAUAGUAGUAAUGCCCAUGUUUUUCUUAGAAGAUUUGUGUACAGAUAAUUUCAUAAGUUUACUUGCAAAUCACCUAUGUAUACAAUAUGUAGUUAUAAGUUUAUUUAGGUUCCUCAAAAUUUAAAGAAUUGAAUUUUCUUUCUCCAGAAUCCGUAUUCUACCUUGUUGUUAUAAUUGUUAUUUCCCUACCAAUGACAUUGGUAAAGGGUUGAUUUCUCUCUCUCUAUAGGAAUAAAUAAUCUUAUCUUGGAAUUAUAAUUAUUAAAGAUACUUUUUUUCAUAGGGGAACAGCUUUCUUGUCCUAAAGAAAUGUGUAAUAAAUUGUGAAAUACUGAUAAA
Macrobrachium nipponense is the source of this 7687-nucleotide messenger RNA. Its product is annotated as titin-like. The transcript is spliced from 3 exons. The record is from RefSeq and is a predicted model, not a curated record. Lineage: Eukaryota; Metazoa; Arthropoda; Malacostraca; Decapoda; Palaemonidae. Bases 1391 to 4312 code for a protein of 973 amino acids.